AUGGAUGAUAUUCCACAACAUUCAAAUGAUGAUUGGAGUAUCACAUUUUGUAUUAUUGGUACUGCUUGUUCAAAUACUCAACUUUUAACUGCUCUUGAUGAUCGAUAUGUCUUUGAGUGUAUUAAUAAUGAACGAGAUAUUAUUAAAACAUUAUCUGAUAUAAAACAUUCUUUAUCGAAACGACAAUUACGAAUUUUUAUUAUUGAUUCAUUUGAUGAUAAGACAUUUUAUAGUUUAAAAGACAAUGACAAUAUGUAUAUAAUUAGUUCCGAACUUGUUUUAAUUUGUGCCGAAAAGAAAAUUGAUAUUCCAGUACCGAGAAGAAAUCGACCAUUAUACUCUCAACAAUUAGAAUCAGCCGUUGUUUGUUUUGUUGGUAGUAUUCGGCGUGAAAUUCAUGCAAAAUUUAGUGAUAUUGUUCAUUAUUUGGGUGGAUCCGUUCGAAAAGAUUAUAAUGAACAAGUAACACAUGUAAUCUCAUUUGCUAAUCUCGGUGAAAAAUAUCUGACGGCUUUUAAUAUGGAAAAAAGUGAAAUUCUUACUGAAGAUUGGUUAUUAGAAUGUUGGAAACAAAGAAAUAAUCGAUUAUUUAAUGCAUUUGAUACAGAUUUUCUUCGACAAUAUCGUGCUAAACCAUUACAUAAUCUCUGUUUAUUCUUUUUCGAUACAAUUGAUGAUACAGAACAACAUCAAUUACAUACACUUACACUUAAUAAUGGUGGAUUUACUACAACAGAAAUGUCUGAUGCUACACAUAUAAUCUUUUGUAAUGGAACCGAUGUUUCAACAUUUCUUUCUACUUAUCCUUCAUUUAAACGUAAACAUCGCCAAUAUAUUGUUAAUGUUCAAUGGUUUUGGGAAUGUUUAUGUUUAAUGGGUAAAGCCGAUGAAUCGAUCUAUUCAAUAAAAAUACCAGGUAUGAAUGAACAAGCCACAUCCGAAUCUCCACGAUUAAUUUUAUCAACAUCAUUAAAUGAUUCAAAUUAUCUUCAGGCAACAUCUGUUAAACGUAAACGACGAAAAGACUCCGAUUCAAAUAAUGAAACUACUGUUUCACCAAAUUCUAAACGUUUUAAUAAUAGUAAUGAAAAUGAAGAUGGUCUUAAUAAUGAUGAUGAUGAUGAUGAUGAUAAUGAUCAAUUAAAAAUUGUAAAUAUUAAAAGAGAUAAUAAAUAUUUGAUUGGAAUGGAAAUUCGCGACACAGAAAGAAAUUAUGUUACAAUGUUAGGAAAUAUCAUACGAAUUUUUAAAACUGAAAUGGAAAAUGAUGAUCGUCGUAAUGGACCAAUUUUAACUAAAGUUGAAAGUACACAAAUAUUUGGAAAUAUUGAAGAAAUUUAUCAUUUACAUUUAACUAUUGCUGAACAACUUGAUCGAGCAAUUAAUGAAGAUAAAUGUAUUGGUUCAGUAUUUUUAGCAAAUACUACUGAACUUCUACGUGUUUAUCAACCAUAUACAAAAUUUUAUGAUAAAACUAUUCAAGCAAUACAUUCUCUUGAAAAAAGCAAUUCUCGUUUUUAUGCAUAUCUCAAAAUUUGUGAACAUAAAUCUGAAUUAGGCAAACAACAUUUAGUUGAUCUAAUGAUUCGACCUAUUCAACGUUUACCAAGUGUUUUAUUACUUUUAGAACGUUUACUUAAAUAUAUACCUGAAACACAUUCAAAUUAUGAAUCUUUAAUUCAUACAAUUGAUAAAUUACGUGAUGUAACAAAAAAAUUAAAUGAUGAACGAGGAAAAACAGAAAAACAUCUUUCAUUAUUUAGUAUUGUUAAUAGUAUUGAGAAUUGUCCACCUGAAUUACUUGCUGCACAUCGUGAUUAUUUACAAAAAUUUAAUCUAAUUGAACUUUCACAAGAAUUAACUGGAAAACGAACACAUUUAAUACUUUUUCUUUUCUCCGAUUGUAUUGAAAUAACAAAAUUACGUGUUAAUACAUGGAAAACUUCAGUUGUUAAAUCCUAUAAACAUGUUGCAUUAAUACAACUUAGUGAUAUACAUAGUUUAUUUGAUUAUCCAUCAUCAAAUGAUGAAUAUGAACAGUUCGGUAUGCUUUGUGCAAUUGAUGGUCAAGUUCGUCAAUUAAUAUUCCGUGUUGCUGAUAAUAAUCCUAUGUCAAUAUCACGAUCACAUUUAACAGAUUCAAUCACAUCAUUAUCAGCUAUAUCAAGUUUAAAUCAAACAAAUAAAACAGAAGUUUUACAAAGUUUAGCAAAAGCUCUUGCAGAAGAACGAUGUUUACUCGAUAAAACAUCAUUACUUGAAAAUAUUGGCUCCGAAAAUCGAAUAUUAGCACCACUAUCAUCAAUAGAUUUCAUGCCUGAUAGUGAUACAUUAUCAACUCAUUCAACUAUAAGUACAACAACAACUGGUGGAUUGAAUUCAGUUGGAAAUGCAUUACGAAGUGGUUUAUGUCGAGCAAAAAGCCGACUUAGUCGAACAUUUUCAUUCAGUCCAAUAUCAUCAAAAAAUCGUUUGAAAAAAAUCUUAACAUCAAAUAGUUCAUUGUUACAUCUAGGUGAAAAAGAUUCAAAUAAUUUCAAUUCAAUGAAACGAUUAAGCGUACCAUCACGACAAGAUUCAUUUACAAGUGAACGCAAUUUUCCUCGAUCACCAUCGAAAUUUAUGCAUUCAAUACAAGAACAUUAG
Messenger RNA from Adineta steineri, 2646 nucleotides. The record is from the annotation of a GenBank genome assembly. Lineage: Eukaryota; Metazoa; Rotifera; Eurotatoria; Adinetida; Adinetidae.